Guillardia theta CCMP2712 is the source of this 1245-nucleotide messenger RNA. RefSeq lists its product as hypothetical. NCBI's taxonomy places the organism in Eukaryota, Cryptophyceae, Pyrenomonadales, Geminigeraceae. The coding region runs from base 1 to 1245 and encodes 414 amino acids. The record is from RefSeq and is a predicted model, not a curated record. The transcript is spliced from 3 exons.
AUGAGCCUGCGCCACUUGUGCUGUCUGCUGGAGUCUCUCAGCUUCUUGUUCUCGCGCUCUCCUCCUCCUCCUCCUCCUCCUCCUGAGUUGUGGAGGAAGGGAGAACGAUGGGAUAGAAGGAGAAAUGUCGAGUGUAUGGACGGAAACGAGACAGGUCAGGAUCUCCAGCGAGAGAAGGAAGAUGACAGUUCAAGCUGGAGGAAGGCAGGAAGAGACGAGAAGGAGGGGAGGGAGGGAAGGGAAGGGAGGGAGCGAGGGGGCAACGAUGAAACGGAGGAGGAGGAGAAGGAGGGAGGAGCAGAGCUCUCCAGCCUGGUUUCACCCGAUUGGCUGAGAAACUUGUGCGACAAGAUCUUGAAGAGAGUCAUUGAGUACAUCAGCAUUCCCUCAGAUGCUCCUCCCGAUCAAGAGCAGGAGGAUGAGAAGGAUGAAGGAGAGGAGGCGGGAGAACGAGCAGGGAAGGAGGGCGGAAGCGAGACAGACGAGGAGGUACAGCAGGACGGCGAGGGAAGAGUUGAGGAUGGCAAGGUAGAGAAGGACGAUGGAGAAACCACAGAGGGGACAGACGGCGAGACUAAAGCAGCGAAACCUCGUUCGGUGAAAGGCAUUGAACAUGUUUGGACUUGUUUACAAUCUUUCUCUGUGUUGGGAUAUAAGAUGGAGCAGGAGCAUCUUUCGGCUAUCAUCCUGGCCCUCGCUCGUCCUCCUGUGCUCGCUCGUCUUCUCUUCAAGCACAUUGCCAUCGUCUUCUGGUCUGUCGCUGCUCAGGCAGUUGCGCAUGGCGAGGCUCUUCCGAUCUUCUUGCGCAUGCACGACCAGCACAUCAUCCAAGCUUGCAACCUGACACGGAGCAAGGUUCCCUUCUCCUCCUCCUCCUCCUCCUCCUCCUCCUCCUCCUCCUCCUCCUCCUCCUCCAUCAUCGUCCCGUACUGCUGCUCUCACUGCGACCUCCCCGUUACCAGGGAUCGCAUCCCAUGGCUACUCAACAUGCCCGUCAGACUCGCACUUGAUCGCAUGCUCGAGGUAGCAACCGACCGACUUGACCGCAUGUUCCACCCGGACCUCCAGGCCCUCCGGCAGGAAGCCGGCCCGGAGGUCUUCGUCGACGUCACUUCUCGCUUCAUCUGCGGCAUGGCAGUGAUCAAGUUCCCAGCUGACAAGGCGAGGAACGUCCUGCGGCUCCUCCCCGUGGAGGCCAAGGCAGUGAAGCUGCUGAUGCAGCGAAUCAUGCCGACAGGAGAGUGA